Miscanthus lutarioriparius is the source of this 540-nucleotide messenger RNA. NCBI's taxonomy places the organism in Eukaryota, Viridiplantae, Streptophyta, Magnoliopsida, Poales, Poaceae. The record is from the annotation of a GenBank genome assembly.
AUGGCGAUGGCCACCACCGCUGCCAUGGGUCGCUGCCUCCUCCUCUCCCGCUCGUCCCCUUUCAGGGUCCGCCUCCUCCACGCCGCCCUCUCCACCGCCGCCCCCACCCUCAGCCCCACCUCCACUCCCACUCCCCCUCCGUGGAACGAGCUCCUCCUCAAGCGCCUCCGCAUCUGCCACCUCAAGGACGCCUUGUCCCAUGGCAUCCCAAGGCCCGCCUCGAGGGCCACGGAGCAAAGCUUGCAGCAGGGGAAGGGGAAGAGGGUUGAGGCCGCCGAGAGCUUCGAGGAGCUUGGCCUCGGGGAGGAGGUGAUGGCCGCGCUCGGGGAGAUGGGCAUCUCCAAGCCACGAGCAGUAGUAGUAGCACAAGCCCUCCUUGUUCCAGCGCCUCCACCAAGCACCGUUGCCGCCAUUGCCAGGGUCGACCCGAGCUCGUCGAUCUCCUCGCACAAGCCAUCUUGCGCCCUUCCGCUGCUUCCAUCGGCUUCACAAGCGCAUGAGGAGGCCAUCUUGCUACAUCUCGUGGCUAACCUGAGCUAG